AGUGACUGCUAGCACAAAAAGAAGCUGUUUAUAAACUAUUUUUUUUGAACACAUUUUUUGUUACAAUUUUUAUUUCUGUUUUAAAAUAUUAAAGAAUAGCUGUAACUUUAUUAAAUAUGGUGACAAAAAUGCUGCAAGAUGAUAAAACAUUGGAAGAUGUCAAAAUACGUUCAAUGAAUUGUGAAUUAAAUCCACUGACCAGAGCCGAUGGUUCUGCUUUGUUUGCCCAAGGGGGCACAUGUGUUAUGGCCUCUAUGUUGGGACCUGUUGAAGUGAAGUUGCAAAAUUUAAAGAUUGAUAAAGCUUAUGUAGAAUGUAUAUAUAGACCAAAGGCUGGUUUGCCUACAAUACGUGACAAAAUGCGGGAAGCGGUAAUUAAGGACACUUGCGAAGCAGCAUUAUUAACCGCCCUUCAUCCUAGAACCAUGAUUUCUGUGCAGUUGCAGGAAUUGGAUGAUAGAGGAGGUUUGGAUGCCUGUGCCAUUAAUGCAGCCUGUCUAGCUCUAGUUAUUGGUGGUGUACCUAUGAAAUUUACAGUAGCAGCUGUUCAUUGCAUUAUUGACAAGGACGGUCAACUUAUUUUAGAUCCAGAUCAAUAUCAAGCCAAGGACAAUCGUGCCAGUUUUACAUUUGUGUUUGAUUCUUUAGAACGCGAUUUGGUAACAGUCCACAGUAUGGGUUGCUUUAAAAUGGCACAUUUUAACGAUGCUCAUUUAAUGUGUCGUGCUGCUAGUGGUUUAAUAUUUGAUUUUUAUCGCAAAAUAAUGACUAAAUUUCAUAAUAAAUCUUUGACUGGGGAAAAAGAUAAUUCAGAAAGUAUGGAAGAAUAAAAUAUUUUUAUAUUUUUAUUAUAA
Molecule: messenger RNA, 854 nt
Organism: Lucilia cuprina (Australian sheep blowfly)
Lineage: Eukaryota; Metazoa; Arthropoda; Insecta; Diptera; Calliphoridae
Gene: Rrp46
Product: exosome complex component RRP46
Exons: 2
Coding region: 117-830 (237 amino acids)
Biological process (GO): rRNA catabolic process; U4 snRNA 3'-end processing; poly(A)-dependent snoRNA 3'-end processing
Cellular component (GO): nuclear exosome (RNase complex); cytoplasmic exosome (RNase complex); nucleolus
Source: RefSeq, a predicted model, not a curated record